Messenger RNA from Cherax quadricarinatus, 2458 nucleotides. Its product is annotated as helix-loop-helix protein delilah-like. Gene Ontology annotation, biological process: positive regulation of transcription by RNA polymerase II; axon development; sensory organ development. The record is from RefSeq and is a predicted model, not a curated record. Lineage: Eukaryota; Metazoa; Arthropoda; Malacostraca; Decapoda; Parastacidae. Gene Ontology annotation, molecular function: DNA-binding transcription factor activity, RNA polymerase II-specific; protein dimerization activity; E-box binding. Gene Ontology annotation, cellular component: nucleus.
CGUAAACAUCUUGACGCGAAAGUUUCGCGAUGGCAAAGAGUGACGUCAGAGGAGUCAGCACGUGUGCAGGAUCAACAGGUGAAGUGAGCAUCAGUGAGCAUCAGUGACCCUGUGGAGCCAGCCUCAUCACGCGCAUCCCUACACACCAACUCUUCCUUCUGUAUUCAAACAGGUCAUGCGCUCGGUGAUGAAUCCUGUCUACCAAACUUCCUAAUUUGGAUCAUUAUUUCUCUUGUUGGUGGAUGAGUGAGGGAGGUGACGCAGCACCAGUCAUCGCUAGAAGACAGAUCAACGGUCACAAAUCUGUCAAGCUUUAAACCCGGAAAAGACUCUGAAAAGCUCCAGACUCUUAUACUACGCUGUAAUUUGUUUAUAAUUGACAGGUGCGUCAAUUAUAAUCUUUAAACACUGCAUUAUACUUGGCAGAUUAUGGUAUACACAUUAGUGAAAAUGUCAUGUAAAUAGAAAUAGUGCAUCUUUGCACGUAAGCAGUGAAGCGACAUCGAUGCUUCAGUAAGUAGUGAUCUCGAGGCCAGGACGAUGCUGGACCAGCAGCGGUCACUACCUCCCGCCACCCACAACACAGCCUCUAAGGAGAAAUAUGGCCUACGCCCCAGAACUAUCAUUAAGAGGCUGCAACAGGAGAGAGUUCGUCAGGAGGUUUCCAAAAGAACGGUGAAGCCAAAGUCGAGGCCAGCGCCUCUGUCAAAGUACCGCAGGAAGACUGCCAACGCCAGGGAACGUCACCGCAUGAAGGAAAUUAACAAUGCGUUCGAAUCCCUUCGUAAAGUUCUUCCUGACGUAAUGGAGGUUGAGGCAGCAUCUCCUUCCAUGACCAAGAUAACGACUCUGCGCCUCGCUGUUAACUACAUCAGGGCUCUCACUCACGUGCUACAGGAUGAGGGUGAUAAUGAUAUGUGUUCUCUGGAGAGUUCACUGCAUUGUUCCUUCCAGGACUCCCUUCAGCUGGUAGGUGAAGGUGGUGACGUCUCCGUCACCACCUUCACCUACCAGCAUUCAACACCGCCUUUCACUCAGCAGUAUCUCCCUCAAGUGUCUCACUUGUCGAGUUAUUACUCCACUUCCAGUCACAUCUCCAGCUCACCCUCCACAUUGCGAGGAUCACUGGGCAGUGCUAGCGACCUCGAGGACCUCCUUUCUGACGACUCAUGUCUGCUGGAAGACAACCUCGAAGUUUUCCACGACAUCUCUGUUGCUGAUCCCUUUGAUAUCCUCCUGGCAGAAGAAAGAGACUCCCUCAUUUUUACUACUGAAAUCUGUAGUUAGUGACAGCCAUGAUGCAUUCUUGAACGUGAUAUUACUUAGCUAUAAUCAUACAAGAAUACUUUUUCACCAAGUGGUUCACAAUGUGAUGGUGAAAGCAAGUUGUAAUGAUGUGAAAAGUGUGUGUACAUAUGUAUCCCUAAUUCACAGAUAAUUUUUUCAUUUUUUAACGAUGUACGAGAGUGUAUGGCUCUAUCAUGUGCCCAUGUACACUUAUUCUUGAGUUUAAUCGUGUGUACCUAAUCAGGAGACAUUUUUUUAUCGGAGUUGGCUCUUGACGAGAGUGAGAACUGGAGUAGUGAUGAGAAUAUUUGAAAGACAAUUCCGACGCCGCAUCAUAUAUUUUCAAAAUACAAAUUUUACUAGUCUAAUGACGUGCCAUUUUCGUAACUUAAUCAGUUUUGAUAUUUCUGUGACAUGGCAAACUCCGUGGCCAGACAACAUUCUCAUUGCUGUAAGACCUAACAAAACUUAGUAACUUCUGCGUUAGUUUUGUUUUCUGAUCAAACAAAAAACAAACGUUUGCUACAGUAUAGACUUAUUGAAAACAAAUAUUUAAUGUGUUAUUACAUCAGGUCUUCCUUUUAGAGAGAAAUGGACACAAAUGUACGCACUAUGGGCACCUUUACUGGACAUUUAAAUGGACACCUUCCUGAGAUCUUGGCAUGAUCAAGGUCCCAGGACCGAAACGUUUUCGGUGAAGUGCAUUCAUUGAAGUCCAUUUCCCAUUUUAUCUUACUACGAAACUUCGUUCUCGUAGUAACCUACACUGUAGCCAUAAGCUGCCAUAUAUAUUAUUUUUGAAUGUACGAAGAUAUCACGUGUUAUGAUCUAUUUUCUACUAAGCUUUUAAUAAAAUAAAAGUGUACACUUAAUGCCUUUUCAUUGUUCUUCACUUCGUGAGUCCAUGAGUAAGGAACAAAGAUAGCAACAAUUAUCCAGCCUAAAUAUUAUAAUACAAUAACCACAAUAAUGUUAUGACAUACAAUGCUACGAUCACAAUACCGUCAUCAUAUACAAUCCUAAAAUCAAAAUAAACUCAACAUAUAAAAGAUACAACCAAAAUAACGUCAACAUAGACAUUACAAUAAUGGCAACAAUGACAUAACGACAAGACUACAAUAAUGGCAACACUGAUAUAACCACAAGACUACAGUAAUGGUAACACUAAUAU